UAUGCCCGCGCACGAGCGAGCAACGGAUUUGCGGUGUAUGGAUUUUCCAGCCGUGAAUCAUGAGCACAAUUGUUUUAUUGUUUUAGCCUGCUUUGAUGGAUUAUUUAUUGGGUGCCUGUUUAUUUGUAAGUAUUCUCUUUAGCUGCACCAGAUACCUCUGCUCUAUCCAUCUAUAUUACCAAACCACACCAGCGUAAAUCCAGAAGAAAAUGAACUUUGGCACUUUGUUAUCUCAAGUCAAGAAUAAUGGCAAGGUCUCAUCUUCGUCUUCCUCCUCAAGUUCAGCCUUGAAAUCAAAUGCUGCUAAAAACCUACCUUCUUUCACACAAGUCAACAACCAAAGUGCUUCAAAAUCAAACUAUGAUAGCAGACUCAGCUACUCUACUAAUAUUGACCCUUCGGUUGCACGACUAAAAGCUGCUAGAAGAUCUGAAAGGGAAAAGGAAGAGAGUGUCAGGAAGAAAAGCACUGCUAGCUUGUCUGCAAAGAAAGCUUCAACUAAAAAUUCUUCCAGAAAACCUGCCACCUCUAAUGCCAACACUAGCAGCAAUAAAAUUUACAAGAGCACCUCAUUUGGAAGAACUAAGACAUCUGCUAAUGACUUCAAAGACCAACCCUUGAGACCUGCAGUAGUCAGAAAAAAAAUAAAAUUCAGUGAUUUGAUGAAAACCGCUGAAAAAAUCGAUGCCUCCAAGCUUUCAAUAACUCCAUCUUUUAAAAAGAAAACUCCCAAUAAUCCAAGAACUCCUUCCAAACCUUCACCACCAGCAAAUGCUGCUCAACCACUAAAGAAAAAACCCAUUACUCUGAGUCCUAAAGCAAGAUCUCCAAUCCCCACCAAUAAUAAUAAUAAUAAUAAUAAUAAUAAUAAUAAUAAUAAUAAUAAUAAUAAUAAUAAUAAUAAUAAUAAUAAUAAUAAUAACAAUAAUAACAAUAAUAAUAAUAAUAAUAAUUCUCGUUUACCAAAUAAUGCCAAAUCUAAAAGCUUGCCCCCACCAUCUUCGAAUGAUCGUCAUUCUAAUAACCGCAACCAUAGCCAUAACAACAACAUGAAUAAUAGAUCUGUUCACCCAGCAAAAAAACCAAACGAACCUAUUCCCUUUACUGGCCCAUCCAAAGAAGUCCAAAAACAACUAGCAGCAAUCAGAAAGAGAAAACUACAGAAAAAGAGAUUUGGCUCCGAUUUUAGAGAAGCAAAUGAAGAAGAUGACGAUUUCAUUGUCUCUGAUUCUGAAGACGUUGGCGGAGACUAUGGAGGCGCUCCAGUCAAAAGAAAACACUCUUCUGGCCUAUCUGGCUCAUCUGCUUAUAGAAAUAGCCAAAGAUCUUCAAAACCACUGGCCCCAACAAAGAAAAGAAGAUAUUCUGAUGAUGAUCGUUACAGCUCUCGUCCAAGUCGUGGCAAUUCUCGUCACAGAGACUAUGACGAUUAUGAUGACUAUGACGAUGAUGAUGGCUUUGUGGAAAACGACGAUCCUGGUUAUGACAGAGACGAAAUUUGGAACAUCUUUCAUGGCCACAAACCAAGAAAUCAAUAUUAUGAUUUUGACGAUGAUCUAUCAGAUAUGGAAGCUACUGGUAACGAUGUUUUUGCCGAAGAAGCUUAUUCUUCCAAACAAGCAAGGGAAGAAGAACUAAGAGAAAAACUAAGAGAAAAGAAAAGAAUUCAAGCAAAAAAAGCAAAACUUCAAAACAUUAAAAAAUAAAACCAACAAGAUAAUUUAUUCUCUAUAAUCAUAAUUAUCAUUAAAAACAAAUAAAAGAUUUUGAAAUAUUAGUUUUACAAAAACUUUUUUGAAAGAAUAUUACAUUUCAACUCUUAUAGCUCAAAACAAAGAAAAAAAAGAAAAAAAAAAACAUUUAUCUGCAAU
Ascoidea rubescens DSM 1968 is the source of this 1871-nucleotide messenger RNA. Its product is annotated as SPT2-domain-containing protein. The coding region runs from base 210 to 1706 and encodes 498 amino acids. The record is from RefSeq and is a predicted model, not a curated record. The transcript has a single exon. NCBI's taxonomy places the organism in Eukaryota, Fungi, Ascomycota, Saccharomycetes, Ascoideales, Ascoideaceae.